UUCGAACCGUCUUCUGCAUCUGAAACCUCCGAGAUCUCGAAACACCCGUUAACACGAGCACUGUGACUUGGAUUGCGAGGGUUGUCUAUAACACUGUUGCCUCAUAUCGCGAUCCUUUCAAAUACCCUUCGAAUUGAACCUCUGUCCCGAGACCAGUCGAGUAAUAGCCACUUAUCAAGACCGCACAACAUCCGGCGAUCAUGGGCGGGGGACUCUCCAAACUGAUGGACAAGAUCUUCGGAUCGAAAGAAAUGCGCCUGUUGAUGUUGGGACUUGACGCUGCCGGGAAGACCACAAUCCUCUAUAACCUCAAACUCGAACAAAAUGUCACCACCAUCCCCACCGUCGGCUUCAACGUCGAAACCGUGACCUAUAAGAACACCAAAUUCAACGUGUGGGACGUCGGCGGGCAGGACAAGAUCCGGCCCCUCUGGCGCCACUACUUCUCCGGCACGCAAGGCCUAGUGUUCGUAGUGGACUCGAACGACCGCGAGCGGGUCGAGGAAGCCCGGUCGGAGUUGCAGCGAAUCAUCCAAGAUCGCGAGAUGAAGGAUGCGCUACUGUUGGUGUUUGCGAAUAAGCAGGAUAUCAAAAACGCGAUGCGCCCGGAUGAGGUGUCGAGACGGCUGAAGCUCGAUGAGAUCGCGAGAGAUCAUCUGUGGAAGGUCGAGCCGAGUUGCGCGACGACCGGUGAGGGGAUCUUUGAGGGACUGACGUGGCUUUCCAACAACGUCAAGUUGCCUAACAAAUAAGUGGCGCCGACCGAGGAGAUACGUCUCCGAUAUGCCUCCAUAUUCUAAUUCCGACCGAUCAUCGAGCUCGAUCACCCCCUCGCCCCCUAUCGAAUGCUUUCCCCAAGCACUCUAACAUACGCGGAGAAAUUUUGCUAUACCAUGAUACCCGUCCAUCCUUUCCAUGCCUUUCUCUUCGUCGCAUCGUGGGUCGAAAUCAGCGACACGGGAGGCUUUGACUUUGUUAGCUACCGAUUGCUAACCUCGGGCGGAUGCGUCGCGCGGCUUCUUUGCUCCCUGUACUCCG
Eremomyces bilateralis CBS 781.70 is the source of this 1038-nucleotide messenger RNA. RefSeq names its product ARF/SAR superfamily. The coding region runs from base 201 to 752 and encodes 183 amino acids. Gene Ontology annotation, molecular function: GTP binding; GTPase activity. The transcript is spliced from 4 exons. Gene Ontology annotation, cellular component: cytoplasm. NCBI's taxonomy places the organism in Eukaryota, Fungi, Ascomycota, Dothideomycetes, Eremomycetales, Eremomycetaceae. Gene Ontology annotation, biological process: vesicle-mediated transport; intracellular protein transport. The record is from RefSeq and is a predicted model, not a curated record.